AUGGGUUACAAAACUUCUUACGAUAGAUAUGAAAUCAAUGCUGACAUGGGUGAAGGAUUUGGUCGUUGGACCGUCGCUCCAGAUGAAGAAAUUAUGAAAGUCAUCGAUGUUGCAAAUGUUGCAUGUGGAUUCCAUGCUGGAGAUUAUACUAUCAUGAAGAAGACUGUUCAAUUAGCCAAAAAGUAUGGUGUUAGAAUUGCAGCCCAUCCAGGUUUACCAGAUUUACAAGGUUUCGGUAGAAGAGCUAUGGAUAUUUCACCUGAGGAAAUCUACAAUUUAAUUAUUUACCAAGUUGGAGCUUUAAGAGAAAUAUGUAGAAUUGAAGGAGUAGAAAUAGAAAGUUUAGGUCCUCAUGGUCAACUUUAUUUCGCUGCCAGAACUAAUGAUAAAGUUCUUGAUGCUGUUUGCCAAGCUGCCAGAGAUUUAAACUUACCAAUUACUGGGACCAGAUCUGAAAAAUUUAAAAAGAAAUACGAAGAAAGAGGUGUUGCUUUAUUAGAGAAGUUCUUUGCUGAUAUUGAUUGGGAUGCCGAUACUGGAAACUUAGCCCACUUUUCAAAUUGGACCAAGAAAACUCCUGAACAAAUCGCUGCUAGAUUCACUCAAGCGGUUGAAGAAGAUAAAGUGGAAUGUUAUGAUGGAAGAUUUCAUACUUUAGAAUUCAACGGUAAACCAUUCUCUCUUGGUAUCCAUUCCGAUUUCCCAGGAUCCCUCGAAAACAUCAAAGCUGCUAGAAUAGCAGUUGAUGCUAUGAAUAAAAAAUACGGUUUGUAA
Messenger RNA from Yamadazyma jaroonii, 774 nucleotides. Lineage: Eukaryota; Fungi; Ascomycota; Pichiomycetes; Serinales; Debaryomycetaceae. The record is from the annotation of a GenBank genome assembly.